AAAACACACACACACAAUAACAGCAGUCUGCAGGCCAGACAAAAGAAGAUUAUUUAAAACAUGUCAGUUUUACUCUUCAACAGAAGAGUUAGAACUAUGUUUUUGUUGCUGCAGUCAUUGAUUGAUUAAUUAAUUUUUAUUUUUUAGUUGAGAAUCAGAGAAUGUCAGGUGAAAUACUGUGCAUAUGUAUCAUACUUUUCCAGGGAAAUGAAGAGAGUAAAUAGUUAUAUUUACUCUCUUCAUGAACUAGUUAUGUACUUUAAUCUUUUGUUACAUCUUGGUCCUUUGAUAUGUACUCAUGUCAUUCUGUCAGAAUAGAAACCUUUUCUCUCUGAAUUAUUAAAACGUAAGAAUUUGUGCUCAUGCAGAGUUAAAACAGAUCACUGGCCUAGGUAUGCAUUAAGGCAACAAUGGAGACCACAGACCACGCCACAGAGGGAGACCCCCUAAAGAGGGGAGAGGAUGGGUUGGAGACUGUGGCAGCACCAUCAGGAGCAGAGCAGAAGAUGAAGAAGAAAAAGAGUUGUAAAGAGAUCUUGGCUUUUGUCAGAGCGAACCACUGGAGGACUGCAGUCUUCUUCUUUUCGCUGUUCCUCUGCCUCACCAUAGUGUUUGCCUUCUCCUUCAUCCUGCCUUGUCCUGUUCGACCACAGUACCUAAUCUCCUGGAACAGGAGCUUCUCCCAUGCAGAAACCUAUGACUUUUUAGCUGUUGAAUCUGCAAGUGAAGACCAGGUGAUGGAUGUCACAUUUGUUGUCAAAAUGAGUGAAUCCUCUAAAAACUGCACUGAUGAAGGUCUGCCUUCACCUUGUCUGUUUGUGAUUGCGGUGGAUGGGACAGAUGGCGAGACAUUGUGGGAGCGUCCACUGCGGCCUGAGUUCCACUGGGCUCAGUGUGGUCUGCAGACCUCAGAAUCCAGCAGAACCUGGGACUGUCUGCUCUCACAUUCUGACCAAAUCUCUGCUCUUGACAAAAAAACUGGUGAAAUCAAGUGGCAGUGUCCACAUCCUCCCGGUUUUCGGAGCGUUCGGCCUGUUCUCAGCACCCCAGACCUGGACGGAGAUGCAGUCGGGGAUGUUGCUCUGGUCAGAACGAACAAUGCAACGACUCAGCUGGUGUUCCUCUCAGGGAAGAAUGGCAUCCAGAUCGGUUCCAGUGUGUCACUCAGUACCUCAGGGACACAGAAACAUCUCCUUCAACGCACUCCAAAAAGUUCUCGUUAUGUGGUGCUCCAACAAGACACUGGCUUGUAUGGACUGGCGCUGAGGAGGAUUGCUGCCAAGGCCAAAGCAGGGAUGGAGAAAGUCCUCAGGCAAGAUGAUCGCUGGGAGAAAAACGCCAACCCCACAUCUGGACUCAUUCCCAUCUACAAGUCUGACUCUGUAAGACAGCUGCUGAGGACAAAAGAAAAAGACGAUCAGUCCAACCUGCUGCUUGUGACUGAGAAUCAUGUGGUGUUAAUUGAUGGGAAAACUCUGCAGCUCUUGUGGAAAUACAAUACCACCACAGUCCUCAGUGAACCUUACUUUGGUCACUUCAACAAAGACGGUUUACUGGACGUGGUGAUCGAGGAGGACGUUGGCAACAACAACAAAAGGAUAGUAAUUAUUGAUGGGAAAUCCGGCCUGUUGCUGUGGGAAUACACACUUUUGGCUGCAUCGAACUCUCCCCGUCCUGCCACCAUUCACACCUCCAACUUUGUCUCAAUCUUUGUUUUCUGGGGAACAGAGAUCCCAGCGGCUGCCACCACUAUUCCUGCAAUCAGUCAACGACAUUCCUUCAUGCUGCACCCAGUGUAUCCUCAGGUUCUUCUGAAGUCUACAAAUGUCGUGGACCACAUUGUAGCAUUUACAGCCACUCUGCUGGAGCGGGGGCGCCACGCUGCCUACUUCCUGCUAACAGGACCUGCGACGGAAGGCGUACAAGGCACCGUGAUCCUCAGGAAACGUAAGCUGAAGCAGGAUGUUCCCCAAAGCAAGGUGCUCAGUGUCGGUGGUGUGAGACCCUCAGAGGAGGAUGAGGACAUCAAAGAGGCCUUUAAUCGACUGCGAUUCAGCGACAAUUGAAACAAACCCCUGUCACACGCACUGUGAUUGAUGACUGUCCAGUGACCUAACACGAGCUAUGAUUUCUCAAUGCUGGCAACCAAAAAAAUCCAGGCAUGAAUGGACGCAAUGCAAAUCCAAGGGAACACAUUUUUUCAUAACAGCCAAUCACUGAUCACAAAUGCCAACCUGCUGAGAAAAUUCAAAAGGAGACUACCCUAUGGUAAGGAUGCUAGCUCUUGCCUGCAUCGAGCACUGCUGCUGUGUCAUGGCUGCUGUAGAAUCUGCACAAUCAUCUCUCUUUUGGGUCUAUGCACUUACCACCACAGGUGUUAGUUCCUGUCCGUUUCAUUGUUCACACGUUGUACUGAGCAGCUAAACAUGGAAAUGUGGAGUGAAAUGACCGAGUUGUCACAGUCAACCCUCAAACAGUUCAAUGGUUGUCUAUGACCUAAUGAACUCAGGGGUGGAACUUGGUUUCCUGUACAGAAUUUUAUCUAAAAAGACACCAUAUUCCCAAUAAAGAAGCCACUCAACUAUGGUUUCUUUUUUCUUUUUUAAGUUUUUAGGUUUUUUUUGUUUAUGCAAAGUUUUUGAACACUAUCAGUCACAAACAUGGAUUGGAAAUAUUACAAUGGGAGGCACCAUUUUAUGCUUUGAUGUAAGAGUUUUUUCAGUGUAGUUAGGUGUGGGAAGUUAUAUAUAAAUAUAUAUCAGGUAUUCCUUUAUAGUGUCCUGGGGGAUACUGUUUAAAUUUAGGAUUUAUUUUGCUGGUUCACUUUUAUAAAUUGAAGCCCACAGAAAAAACCCCCAGUGAUUUCAGUGUACAGUGAAGUCAAGGCAAAUUUGGUUGAACCACGGUACCUUCGUGAGUACAAUCAGCUUUGUUUCUUUUAGUAUGGUAAUUCCAGUGUUUUAGUUGUUUUAAUUUGCUUAGUAGAUUCACCAGACGAGGGAGCAUGUGUCACCCAUAAACAAAAAACACUAACUGUUUCUAUGGACGAU
This is a messenger RNA of Cynoglossus semilaevis (tongue sole), 3050 nucleotides long. It is a transcript of the gene fam234a, whose product is annotated as family with sequence similarity 234 member A. The record is from RefSeq and is a predicted model, not a curated record. NCBI's taxonomy places the organism in Eukaryota, Metazoa, Chordata, Actinopteri, Pleuronectiformes, Cynoglossidae. Bases 411 to 2066 code for a protein of 551 amino acids. The transcript is spliced from 12 exons. Gene Ontology annotation, molecular function: protein binding.